Molecule: messenger RNA, 950 nt
Organism: Paramecium octaurelia
Lineage: Eukaryota; Ciliophora; Oligohymenophorea; Peniculida; Parameciidae
Source: the annotation of a GenBank genome assembly
AUGAAAUUGUCUCCAAUAUGUUAAACAUUAAUCCAUUCCAAAUCCAACCCUUUAUCUCCAGUCAUUCAGAACAUCAAAAAGCACAGCGUUCAUAGCAUUGAAAAUGAAAAAAAGGAUACUAAGUAUUUAAUUGAUUGUUAACUAUUUUAGCAAUCAGUUAGAAUUGAGAAUCAAUCAACUGGUGGAAGAAAACAAAAAGGUUAAUCUCUAAUUGAACGAUAAAAUUAAAGAAAAUGAAUAAUUAAGGGGCCAAAUCAUGGAAUAAGAAAUUCAAAUCAAUAAAUUAAAAGGCAUCGAACAUGAACUCAUAUUAGUCAAAGAAAUAUCUGAUAUUAGAUUUCAAGAUGUAAUGCAUCUCCAUUAAUUCUAGUAUGAAAAAUCCAAAUUAUAAGCGGAACAUUUAUAUUAAGAGUUAACAGACAUUCAAUCAGUAUUCUAAGAUUCCUCUAAUAAACUCAUGCAACAAUCAGAAGAAAUUCAAUAAUGGAAAAUCAGAUACGCUGAAUUGGAUUCAACGAGGCUCCAAUAAAUGCAAGGUAAAAAUAAUCAAUAUAUUUCUAGAGUUGAAAUAAAAAAUUCUUUAAUAACAGGAAGAAGAUGAAUAAAAGUAAUCAUUUCUUAAAGUUAUAACUGAAAUGGAAAAAACUAUAAUAUCUUUACAAGAUUAAUUGAAAUAGAAGGAUGAUUCCUUAAAAUUGGCUAAUGAUGAUCUCAAUCAAUGGAAGAUUAAAUAUUCUAAGGCUUAAGUGUAGUAAAAGUAAUUGGCCAAUGACAAGGAAAAGGAUUAGAAAAUAUAGAUGCUAAUAGAUGAAAUUGAACGAUUAAACGAUUUAUUAGGUUAAAGAAAUGAUGAAAUAUAUACACUCAAAAGGUUGGCUGAAAAAACAGCUUAGUUGAUCUCGAUCAGUUAAAGAGCAUAAAGAUCAGCUAGUGGUCAAAAAUAUAAAUGA